AUGGCUAUGCCCAACAUGGGUAGUGAUUUCCAGCUUUUCUCCCCCGACAGACGUGAGUCUCGUUCAGAAUCCAUGUCCUUUCCCAAAUCCGGCUCGGACGACUCGAGUCAGGACUGGACGCAGUGGAUGAGAUGGGACGAUAACGCCUUCACCGAAUCUGCCAAGGAGCUAUCCCAGUCGCCUCUUGACUUUCCUUUCACCUCGCCCAAUGCAUCGGUUGGACAGCAAAGCGUCGACAUGUUCCCCAAGAGCGACUUCUCUCCCGACGUGUCGCUGGACUGCGGCAACUUCCCCUUCGAUUCCUUCAUGGGCCAGGAUUCUGGAGAGGGGCUCCCGCAGGCCCGAUCGUCGAUUGGCGGGGCAGAUUUCCUGUCUGCAAACUCGACGACUUCCAAUUCCCCCAUGUCGCUUGAACGCGCCAUCAACCGCAAGCGCAAGUCAGGUAGCGAUGACGACGGUUCGACGGUUAGCGGCGCUGUUCUUCCGAAUGGCAAGAAAAUGCCGGCUAAGAAACGAGCACACAAUGUGAUCGAGAAGAGGUAUCGCGCCAACUUGAACGAGAAGAUCGCUGAACUCCGAGACAGUGUUCCGAGCCUGAGGGGCUCGAAGAACGCAAACGGUAAUCUGGUCGAGGACGACGAUGCUGAGGGCGUGACCCCCGCCAGCAAACUGAACAAGGCAUCCAUCUUGUCUAAAGCGACAGAGUAUAUCCGACACCUGGAGAUCCGAAACAAGCGCCUGGAGGACGAGAACACUGCGUUGAAGAACCGCCUGCGCCAGGCUGAUAAGGCGGUCGAUCAGACCCUGACUUCGGCAGCAUCCGUUUCAUCGCCGAGUAACUAUACCGUAUCAACGGAGUCUGGCGCCAGUUCUUCUCCCAGCGUGUUUUCACAUGUGGAAGACUCUCCUAGCGAUCACUCUCCGAGCUCCAGCUAUCCUUCCGAAGGUCUUAUGAAGGUUCCCGAUGCCUUCAAACGCAUGCGUGCCGCGCCGCCAAAAGACGAUGCAUGGUCGCAGUCGUACAUCCAGUACCCUAGCAACAACAACGGUAAUUCGGCGUCUGUUGGAGGACGUAAACGGUCUCAUUAUCCUAAUAAAUACAUGCUCGGAGCUCUUGCCGGUCUGAUGAUUGUGGAGGGCCUGAAUAGCGAGAAGGACACGGAAUCUUCCGCCAAAGGCCUUCUGGCCGUCCCCAUCAAUCUGCUCAAACAUCUUCAGUUGCCCUCCAAUGCCCCCUGGGCAGACCCUCUUCGGAGCUUUUGGUACUCUUGGCAUGCUCGGGCCGUCUCUCAUUUCCUUGUUCUUGCCACGCUGGUCGUCGGAAGUGCAUUUGUGGUAUUCGUUUAUCUCUUCAACUCGGGCCAAAGCCGACAGAAUCUCACGCCGAAGACGGCUCCCAAGUCCGACGCCACCAUGUCCUCGAGCGACUACCGACGCCAAGCCUGGCUCACGAGCAUCCAGCAAGUCGGCGUGCCGCGCCACACGUUCUUCCAUGAGUGGUACGUGGUCACUUCGCGGUGCUUCGAAUAUGUUCUUCGGUGUUUUAUGGGAUGGCAGUUGUACUCCUGGGCCACGGGCGUUACUGAGGACGAUGAGAGAGGCCGAGUGAAAACCUGGGACAUUGCCAUUGACGCUCAACUUGCUGGUGGUGAUGCCGAAAUUAGCAAGAGCCGCCUCGUUCUUACAAUCUUUGCCGCAGGCACCCUGCCUAGAAGCCCAAUGAGAAUGAUGCUGAAGGCCUUGCAUUGCCGCAUUUUGAUGUGGCGUGUUGGAGUUCCUGGUUCGUGGACUUUCAAUACGUCCAACGAGGUCGCUCGUAGCCUGGCACGGUAUCAGUGGGAUCUCGCUCGAGAAAUGAAUGCUUCUUUGCCGAAGGAUGACCCCGAUGCUCUUCCUAGUCACCUGGCGGCUUUAUUGAAGCUUGAUUGCGAGGUUGUCAUGACCGACAGCGUCGUUCAAAGAGCCGCCAAUCUCACCUGGAGCCGCCCCACACAGGAAGGAACCGACGACGACGAGGCCCUUCUGGACGUGGUGGAAGAAGACCCCGCCAUUCAGUCCUCUUUGGACGCGCUGGCUGCGUGGUGGUCGAGUCACCUCCUGCAACGUGCGCUGCUCAAUUAUUUCGAGGCGAGCUCUGGCGGACCUGACGCGAAGAAGAGUCGCACUAUCUUCAAGGCCAAGAUCAAACUCGCUCUGGACGUGGCCCCUCAGCCGUCGGCGGCUCAUACCCGUGCUCUCGUGAUGAAGGCCGUGUUCUUCGAGCAGGAUCGCGUGGCUAACAUCGGAUCGGUCCUUUCCGCUCUACCGAAAGAGAAGGGCAAGAAUAAGUCCAACCAAACCUUCAAGUUUCUCGAUUCCUCGCUUCCUGUAUCUGUUCGUGAGGAAAUCACGAUCGCCGUUCGCUGCGCUAUGAUCGCCGCCGUUUUCACUGCACGCUCUACAGGCGACACCUCACUCCCCGCGUCGUUCACCGUCGAGAAGGCCACGAGCUGGUUCAACAAAUUGCCCCUGGACCCGGUGGAGCUGACCUUGGUGGGCUUCGCGGCGGUCUAUCAUCUACUCCAUGUUCUUGCCUCUGAUACCGAUUAUCUAUUUUCCUCGGACUCAUCCUCCCCGUCGUCCCCCGUCUCCAAGGCACUGUCUUCUUCCGAUGAGGCGGAUGACGAGGAGCCGGUCAAGCAAAUCCCAACGCAAUCCAUUCCGAACCUGGGCCGUGUGGCAUCCGAGCUGAUGUACUGGGCUCGUAAUGCCUACAACCCCGCCUUCUACGGUUUCACUGCCAACCUUGUCAAGGUCAUUGAAUCCGAAUGCACUUCUCUGUGCCAUGGUGCAGGCGUUGACGUCACCGAUUAUUCUUGCAUACAGGAAGAAAGGAGCAAGGCGAGGAAGCAAACCAAGAAGAAGAGAUCGUCGAAACGAUCGAGAGAUUUCAAGGCAGAUCUUCCACCGACGAAGAAUCUACAGGCUGCUUUGGGCAAUGAUGACAUUGCGCACGAAAGCCUUGACUCGCGCCCCACAGUACCUGACAAGAUUGACACAUAG
Messenger RNA from Aspergillus melleus, 3042 nucleotides. RefSeq names its product basic helix-loop-helix domain-containing protein. The record is from RefSeq and is a predicted model, not a curated record. Gene Ontology annotation, biological process: SREBP signaling pathway; positive regulation of transcription by RNA polymerase II. The transcript has a single exon. Gene Ontology annotation, molecular function: protein dimerization activity. NCBI's taxonomy places the organism in Eukaryota, Fungi, Ascomycota, Eurotiomycetes, Eurotiales, Aspergillaceae. Bases 1 to 3042 code for a protein of 1013 amino acids.